Messenger RNA from Miscanthus lutarioriparius, 279 nucleotides. Lineage: Eukaryota; Viridiplantae; Streptophyta; Magnoliopsida; Poales; Poaceae. The record is from the annotation of a GenBank genome assembly.
AUGGCCUCCUCGUCGGAGAACACCGGCAUGCCGCUAGAGGAGGAGCAGCCCCAGGCCCCGUCGAUGCCGAACCUGGAGCCUACCGAGGCGGCGGCGCCCGGCGAGGCGGAGGAGGACCCGCAAACCCUAGAGAGGGCGCAGGAGCUCUUCAACAAGGGCGCCAAGGCCAUCGAGGAUGAGGACUUCGUCGAAGCCGUAGACUACCUCAGCCAAGCGCUCGAGAUCAGGUUAGGGUUUCCUUUCCUACUCCAAUUUCCCCUCCACUUCUGCGACAUGUAG